AUGGCGGAGCUACAGCAGUUGCAAGAGUUUGAGAUUCCCACGGGCCGGGAGGCUCUGCUGGGCAACCACAGGGCCUUGCUGAGGGUGGCUGACUACUGUGAAGACAACUAUGCAAAAGCCACAGACAAGCGGAAGGCAUUGGAGGAGACCAUGGCCUUCACCACCCAGGCUCUGGCCAGUGUGGCCUACCAGGUGGGCAACCUGGCUGGGCACACUCUGCGCAUGUUGGACCUACAGGGGGCUGCCCUGCGGCAGGUGGAAGCCCGUGUGAGCACUCUGGGCCAGAUGGUAAACAUGCAUAUGGAGAAGGUGGCCAGACGGGAGAUUGGUACCUUAGCCACCGUCCAGCGGCUGCCUCCUGGCCAGAAGGUCAUUGCUCCUGAGACUCUCCCUCCACUCACACCCUACUACAGGAGACCCCUCAACUUUGGCUGCCUGGAUGACAUUGGCCAUGGGAUCAAGGACCUGAGCACACAGCUGUCCCGGACUGGGACCCUGUCUCGCAAGAGCAUCAAGGCGCCUGCCACACCUACGUCCGCCACGCUGGGGAGACCACCCCGGAUCCCCGAGCCCGUGCAGCUCCCCGUGGUGCCCGACGGCAAACUCUCGUCCGCCUCGUCCGCCUCUUCCCUGACCUCGGCCGGCAGCGCCGAAGGGGUCCCCCAACCCAAGGGGCAAGCCGCACCCCCAGCCCCGCCUCCGCCGCCCGUGGCCGCCGAAGUCUUCCUGCCUCCUCCACCUCUGGAAGUGCUGUCUGCGCCCCCGCCAGAGCUGCCCCCGCCCCUGGACCUGCCCCCGCCCCUGGACCUGCCCCCGCCUCCGGCCCUGGAAGAUGACAGCGAACUGAGUCAGCUGCCCCCGCCCCCGCCAGGCUUUGGAAGCGACGAGCCCAGCUGGGUCCCUGCUGCAUACCUGGAGAAAGUGGUGACACUGUAUCCAUACACCGGUCAGAAGGACAACGAGCUCUCCUUCUCUGCGGGCACCACCAUCUGUGUCACCCGCCGCUACUCGGAUGGCUGGUGUGAGGGGGUCAGCUCGGAGGGCACCGGAUUCUUUCCAGGAAACUAUGUGGAGCCCAGCUGCUAACUGCCUUGACCGCCCAGGGCUCUCCCUGCAUGAACUCAGGAACUGUCCCCACAGAGCCUUGAACCCCAGACCAAAGCCAGCUCCAGUCAAGUCUAGAUGAGACCUGUCUACCUCUAGGCUUAGAGCUCAGUUCCUUCCCCUAUUGCCAUGGGAAGGAGGCCCUAGUGGAGACAGAAGAGGCCCAGCUACAGGUGAGAAAGAACUGAAGACCAAGGAGUUUGGUCACCUUGUCCAGAGGUCCCUACAGCAUGCAUGGUGGGGCUCUCUACCUGCAAGUGCCUGCUGGCAAUAAAACGCUGAUAAUCU
Messenger RNA from Dipodomys spectabilis (banner-tailed kangaroo rat), 1392 nucleotides. It is a transcript of the gene Abi3, whose product is annotated as ABI family member 3. The transcript is spliced from 8 exons. Gene Ontology annotation, molecular function: SH3 domain binding. Bases 1 to 1086 code for a protein of 361 amino acids. Gene Ontology annotation, biological process: regulation of cell migration. NCBI's taxonomy places the organism in Eukaryota, Metazoa, Chordata, Mammalia, Rodentia, Heteromyidae. The record is from RefSeq and is a predicted model, not a curated record. Gene Ontology annotation, cellular component: lamellipodium.